Messenger RNA from Planococcus citri (citrus mealybug), 1857 nucleotides. Its product is annotated as spermatogenesis-associated protein 7 homolog. Gene Ontology annotation, cellular component: axoneme; ciliary basal body. The coding region runs from base 360 to 1694 and encodes 444 amino acids. Gene Ontology annotation, biological process: microtubule cytoskeleton organization. The record is from RefSeq and is a predicted model, not a curated record. Lineage: Eukaryota; Metazoa; Arthropoda; Insecta; Hemiptera; Pseudococcidae. The transcript has 7 exons.
UAUAUGAACAAAUUCAAAGUACCUACGUUUUGUUUAUAAGCGGUCCCCAUAGUAACUUUUAUUAUGAAAUGCAAAUGUCGGGGUGUCCUUGUGGAGGGAAUGGACAAUAGCUACACCUGUUGUAUUCGUUAACCAAUAUAGGUACCUAUUUGUUAAGAUAUAUUUCACCCUUGUGUAAAUGUUAUUAGUUCUUUAACACUUGGGUAGUUUCUAUUAGCUUGUAUGUAGUUCCUUGCGCGAUAUUUUCUGUACAUAUAUUGCAUUCGACGUGCAUUAUGACUCAUGAGUGUUUUUUCUCCGUUUAUUGUUAUAAUACCCUCGACUGCAGUUUUAUUUUUUGUGCAGUGAUUUCUUAAAAGAUGGAGAAUAAACACACUAUUUAUUUCAAUAUGUGUCAUCAUUACCUGAAAAUAUUCAACGCUAAGCCAACAAUUGAUACUUCGCCACCAAAACCUCUUCAAAUUAAAAUCAAUUCUCAAUGGAACUUUGGUAGGAAUCCAUCAUCACCAUUUCGACUAAAAACACCAGCGCAAGAAAAAGUAAAAACAUUUCAGAAAGAACCAUAUUUGACCCAAGACAAUGCAGGUACCAUCACAUGUAAAUAUUAUUACCAGCAUCAUAACAAGAAAGAAGAGAGUAAACAUGAUGACAAAGCGUUUAAUGCACUAAACAAACCCUUCAAUCCUAGAAUAUUGAAAACAAGCGCGCAGUCCAAGCUUCGGAAUUUACGUGUUUACCAUCCACCGAGAAGGAAAAGGAUAAAGGCUACUGAACCCUCAUCGCCAUUACCUCAACAUAAUGAAGAUGAUAAAACGGACAAAUUUAUAUCUCAACCUUUAUUUAGUGAUAAAUCGUCUUUGAAGAAUUCUAAAAGACAGCAGUCACUCGCUUUUAUGGACCACAAUAGUUAUUCAGAAGAAUCCAGCGAAGAUUCCGCAUAUAACGAAGGAGAAGGUGUUUUAAGCGGAGAUAGUCGUGGUUCAACUCCUCAAAAUUUAUCUAAUAAGCAUCUGCCUGCUAAAUUAAUCAUGGCUGAUAAUAUUCAAUCUAAAAUUAUCAAUACUUCAAUCAAUAAAGUAAAGAAUGAAGUUUUUUACAUCCAGUUCUUGAAAGAUAUCACCAAUGAUAUCCUGAAGAAGAACAUUUUCACUAAUAAAGCUCUAAAAAGUGUUUUCCAACAUCACGUGCGAAUCAAUAAAUAUGAACUUGAAAUGGAAAAAAUGCAAAAAGAGAUAACCAAAUUACAAGAACGUCUAGGAGUACCUAAAGAUGAUAAAUUAGACGAUGAAAAUUACGGAUUAUGUAAAGACUCAUCCAUCUCAGAAUCGACUAAAUCAGCAGGAGAUUGCUUCCAUGACUCUUCUCAGCAAGAAAACCCAAUUUCUGUGGAUCAUACAAGUGAAGCAAUUCCUAAAAUCAAAGAGCCCAUUGAAGACGCGGAUACAUCAAAAGAACACGAAUACAGCGACGAUUUCAGUGAUUUUGAUAACCAUUCGGUAGCUUCGGAAAUAAGUAAUCGAGAAUCUAGUGAUGAGCACAUUUCAUACAAUACCGAAGAUAAUGAUAGAAUAUCCUCAGUCAGUGAUAAUGAAGAAAUCGAAGAAAAUGACAGCAGUAUUGCAGAGGAAGAGAAUAUAAGUCGAGGAGAAGAUUCUGAAAUCGAAUCGAGAUCAGAAAUGUCUGGAAAUUCUUGAAAAGUGUAAAGCUAAUCGAAUUUUUUUGAUGAAGGGGUUAAUUUUUAUAGAAAUUAAUUAAGUAUUUGUCAGUUUUUUUUUCUCAAAUACUCAUUAUUUUGUUUGAAGUCAAAAUGUAAUGUAUCAAAGACAUUAAGUAAAUAAAAUUUGAUAAUUUUUAAAA